Molecule: messenger RNA, 1871 nt
Organism: Telopea speciosissima
Lineage: Eukaryota; Viridiplantae; Streptophyta; Magnoliopsida; Proteales; Proteaceae
Product: acetate--CoA ligase CCL3-like
Exons: 3
Coding region: 60-1766 (568 amino acids)
Source: RefSeq, a predicted model, not a curated record
GCCCGAGAGGAAGAGCCGCGAGAGAGAGAGAGAGAGAGAGAGAGAUUUGUAGUUCAUCGAUGGCGGCAGAAGGAGAAAUCGACGACCUCCCCAAGAACGAAGCGAACUACACUGCCUUAACGCCACUGUGGUUUGUGGAUAGAGCUGCUUUAGUUCAUCCGCAGAGGAUAUCCGUCGUUCACGGAUCUUUACAGUUCACUUGGCUUCAGACUUAUCAGCGAUGCCGACGAAUGGCUUCUGCGCUAUCCAAGAAUUCCGUUGGUGUCGGUAGCACGGUAGCUGUAAUUGCACCCAAUGUCCCAGCCAUCUACGAAGCUCACUUUGGAGUUCCAAUGGCUGGAGCUGUGCUCAACUGUGUCAACAUUCGACUUAAUGCACCGACAAUCGCUUUCCUUCUGGGACAUUCGUCAGCUGCAGUUGUAAUGGUUGACCAAGAAUUCUUUACCUUGGUAGAGAAAGCCUUAAAAAUUAUAGCAGAAAAAAGCAAAAAUAAUUUUAAGUCCCCACUUAUGAUUGUCAUAGGUGAUAAAAGCUGUAACGCAGCAGAACUCAAAUAUGCUUUAGAUAAGGGGGCCAUAGAAUACGAGAAGUUUUUGGAAACUGGUGACCCUGACUUUGCCUGGAAACCCCCGAAAGAUGAGUGGCAGAGCAUUGCUUUGGGUUAUACUUCUGGGACAACAUCCAGUCCAAAGGGGGUGGUAUUGAGCCACCGAGGGGCAUAUUUGAUAGCUCUAAGUGAUGCUCUUAUAUGGGGAAUGAAUGAAGGAGCUGUAUACCUCUGGACUCUUCCGAUGUUCCACUGUAAUGGUUGGGGUUACCCUUGGACACUUGCGGCUCUCUGUGGGACAAAUAUUUGCCUUCGCCAGGUAUCAGCCAAGGCUGUCUACUCAGCAAUAGCUGAGCAAGGUGUGACCCAUUUCUGUGCUGCUCCUGUGGUUCUCAACACCAUAAUCAAUGCUCCUAAAGAGCAUACUAUCCUACCCCUCCCCCGCGUUGUCAAUGUAAACACGGCUGGUGCAGCACCACCCCCGUCUGUUCUGUUUGAGAUGUCCAAGCGUGGGUUCCGUGUCACCCACACCUAUGGUCUCUCGGAGACCUAUGGCCCCUCCACCGUAUGUGCCUGGAAGCCUGAGUGGGCCUCGCUAUCCCCUGAGAAGCAAGCCCAGCUUAAUUCUCGCCAGGGUGUCCGUUACAUUGGUUUGGAAGGCCUUGAUGUUGUUAACCAAAAAACAAUGCAACCUGUCCCAGCUGAUGGUACUACUCUUGGAGAGAUAGUGUUGCGUGGUAAUUUGGUGAUGAAGGGGUAUUUGAAGAACCCAAAAGCCAACCAAGAGUCAUUUGAGAAUGGAUGGUUCCAUAGCGGCGACCUGGGUGUGAAACACCCUGAUGGGUACAUAGAGGUGAAGGACAGGGCGAAGGAUGUCAUCAUAUCUGGGGGUGAGAACAUAAGCAGCUUGGAGGUAGAGAGUAUUAUAUAUCAUCACCCUGCAGUCUUAGAGGUAUCAGUAGUGGCAAGGCCAGAUGAGCAGUGGGGAGAGUCCCCUUGUGCUUUUGUGACAUUGAAGAGAGAAGUGGAUGGAUCAGAUGAACAAAGAUUGGCUGAGGAUAUAAUUAAGUUUAGUAAGUCGAAGAUGCCAGCAUAUUGGGUUCCUAAGUCUGUGGUAUUUGGUCCCUUGCCGAAGACGGCCACAGGGAAAAUACAGAAAAAUUUGCUGAGGGCCAAGGCUAAGGAGAUGGGACCUGUAAAGAAGAAGAGUAAACUCUAAAAAGCCAUUGGCAGAGGGUUUUAAUAUUGUUUGUAAUUGCAGCAUCCAAAAGGUUCACUUGCUCUUGAUGUAAUAAUGACAUGUUAUUAGUCACCCUUAGCUCUU